Messenger RNA from Mercenaria mercenaria, 4475 nucleotides. RefSeq names its product cartilage intermediate layer protein 1-like. Lineage: Eukaryota; Metazoa; Mollusca; Bivalvia; Venerida; Veneridae. The coding region runs from base 116 to 3865 and encodes 1249 amino acids. The transcript is spliced from 10 exons. The record is from RefSeq and is a predicted model, not a curated record.
GGGUUUAUUUUGCAUGAUUUAUGGCUGCUACUCAGCCAAAUGAAAUGAUUCAGCAAAUAAGCAGAACGGCUGUAUAAAAGAGGCACUGGUGAUCUUUACUUUAACUCUGAAGACAAUGGCGUUGUAUUUCGCUUUUGUCAUAGCAUUUUCUUCGUUUGCAUAUGGUGCUGCAGUAACAGGUCCAGCUGAUGUUGUUCUGCUGUUGGAUUCUUCAGAUGGUUUCAGAUCAAGCUAUUUCGAAAAAGAAAAGGAGUUUGCUAUAAACUUCAUCGAACAAAUUUACAACAGUGAAAACAGAAUCGGUCUGUAUACGUUCGGGAGGCGCUCUCAUGUUCAGUUUGAUUUGAAUCUGUAUAGCAGUAUCGACCAAAUGCGGCUUGCCAUUAACCACAUGUGGUACAGCACAGGGAAUGGCAAUUUGGAAGAUGCAAUACACUUUACAGUCGACAAUGCAUUUACUGAUUCGGUAGGCGACAGAGAAUGUGUUCCAAAUAUGCUUCUCAUCUUGACUCACAAAACGGUGACGGACCCUUUAACGAUAUCGGCAAUUGAGAGCAAGCUUACCGGAAAGAUUAUUCGUACUAUUAUAUUAAACAUGGCAAACGGUGAUGCGACAGCUGAUUUUGUGCAGAUGACUGGCAAUUCUACACGUAUAGUUGACAUACCGAAUUUGGAAUCCCUACUUUCGGCAUCAACGACGAUCGCGAACAAAAUGGACUCAGAUUUACCUAGAUCUGGUUGCGGAAAAUUAACAUCUUGGGGUGAAUGGUCAUCUUGUAGUCUAACAUGUAACUUUGGACAGAGGUUUCGUUUACGGGAAUGUGUGAAGGAACACGACAGUGAUAAGGACUGUGAAGAUAUGUUGACUGAUGAUGAAGUUUGCAUGGAUGCAACCUGUCCAGUCGAUGGUGGUUGGAGUUAUUGGGGAAGCUGGGGAGGAUGUUCCAAGUCAUGUGGAAAAGGUACUCAAAACCGUUAUAGGACAUGUACUCGACCAGAACCAUUCGGUGGAGGAAACUAUUGUGUUGGCACAUCAACAGACACGAGGAACUGCAAUGACUGGUCUUGUCCUGAUUGUGGUAAAACCUGCCCUCCUGGUGGACAGCUCUCCUCAGACUGUCAGCUGUGUAAUUGUGCUAGCAUAACUCUCUAUGGAUGUGUAAUGGAUGACACAGACCAAAUAGUUGAAGCAGCAGAGAUUUACCUUGCAUCAAGACGUAAUGAUCCUGUUGGAAAAACUGAUAUAUUUGGCAAGUUUCGGGUUGAUGGAAUUUGUAUUAUGAAUGAGAAGAUAGUUGUGCAAGCACUUGGCCAUAAAAGCUUAGAAGCUGUACCCUCUGAAGUGAACCUUACACACUGGACACUAAAUGCAACCAUCGAAACUUACGUGGCGCCUGUGUUUAAUGUAAAUCCUGAAAAUAAGAUACGACUGGUUGGUCAGGAUUUUACCCUCUGUUGCUCAGCGGUGGGUCAUCCUUCUCCGUUAGCGUACAAAUGGUACAAAAAUGGCAAAGAGCUCGAGAAUCAAGGAGUUGAUGGCACGUUAACAGUUUUGUCUUCUACAAAAGAUGAUGCCGCAGUUUAUAAGUGCACAACAGAAUCAGAAGCAGGGAUAUCGCAGUCAUCAGAAGCCAUAGUUUCUAUUAAAGAUGAUUCUGUUGACUCAUGUGGUCCACCACUGCCGAAAGUACAACCAUUACCGGCAGGUUGUUUUGAAACCAGCGAUGAAGACCAAUCCCCAUUCAUUGAUGUUGGCACCUGUGGAAAGUCUGCGUGCAUGUCAGCUUCACUCCAAGACAAUGGAACGUGUUCAGACUGGUGGCCACAUUAUUGUUGUGAUGUGCAUGACACUGAAAUGGUUGACAUUACUUGCGAAGGAUUUACAUACAAAACUGCACGGGUAACAUCUUGCACAUGCAGACUCUGUAUAUAUAAGACAACAGUGUCAGGAAGAGUGACUGGUAAGGAAAAUGGUACAAUAGUUCCGAUGCAGCUGGGGGCGAUUUACAUAGAUAAUGAGGAAGUUGCAAAAACAAACAUGGCCGGAUUUUUCAAAUUCGAAGUAGCAAAGGGGAAGACAAGAUUAGUUGCAACUUUUCAUGACGGUUUUCGCAAUAUAUUCCUUGACGUCACAAAGAUUAUCCAAGUAGUUGAGGGUAUAGAUAAUCAUGUUACCAUAGUUGUUCCUCUGAAACCCGAACCUAUCUCUUUCAAUCCCCAUAUCGGGACUGAAUUUCAGUUGGGGGCGAACAAAAAUGGCGAUUCGCCUCUUGGUAGUUUACAGAUUCAAGAAGAUUCUAUCGUCACGCUAGACGGGGAGCCAUUUGAUGGUACUGCUAAAGCAACAAUGCAUUUUGUCGAUCCCAGAGACAGAGACAGUAUUGAUUCAGCUAAUGGUGACUUUGUUAGCGAAUCACCUGAUGGUUCCUCUGUUCCUCUUGAAACAUUUGGAAUGUUUCAAUUUGCAGUCAAUGACGAAUCGGGAAAUCCUCUGAAAAUAAACAAGCCUAUGGCGUUCUCCUUUGAUGCAGAAAUCUUCAAAGUAACACUUGAUGAAAAUGGAGAACCUGAGCUUGCUCUGUGGGAUUACGACGUAAACAAAGGCGUUUGGGUUGAAAAUACUAGACUACAUUUCGACCAAGAUCCUACCGGUAGAAAACUUCUCACAAAAACACUUCGUGCAAAUUUCAUUCCAAAAGAUGUUCCCCCAAUUGACCAUUAUGGAACAACAAUAAAACGAGUAUGGACUGGAAGAUAUACAAAUUGUGAUAAAAGCACUAAGAUUUAUGAGAAUGUGCCCGUGAAGAACAGUGAUGCUAAAAGAGGAGCUUGUUUCGUCAACGUUGCAGUGUAUGAAGAUUUUUCUUUAACACAGCCGUACUCUAAAGGUGAUGCAACCAUUACAGUUUAUACAAGGGAUAGAAACAAGGACAAAUACAUAGGAGUAGCUUCAGCACCUGCUAUAAAUGGACAGGCAUGCAUAGCGACAUUUUGCGACAACUGGGUCACUAUCAGUGUUCACAAUGGUGACAGAGAACUCCUUCGGCCAGCUCAGCAUUCUUUACCGUUUGGUUACGGCGAAAGAGAAAUCAAUAGAGAAGUAGAGUUUUGGGCAGUGGAUAGAGGACAGUCAUAUAAAUGUCCCGAAGGUCAAACCUGUGUCGGUCCAAUGUAUCAGCACAGAGACAGUUCAGAUUGCAGAAAAGUGACACCAAUGGAUUCGACUUUCAAAUUCAAAUUUGCCCCGUUUACACGUCCACCACAUGCCGAUUAUGCGGUUGGUUCAAAUAAUGUCUUUGACAAACUGUUGUCAUGGUAUCCUGUCUCUCCAGAUAAGGUGACAUUCCGGUCAUGCUUCAUGAAGGUUCUUCUAAAGAUUGACGACGCGUAUGAUAUACGACUCGUGGCUAAAAGUUUACUAGACACGUCAAAUGGACAAGAAUUUGGAACCUACAAUGUCGGACCAAUUCCUGCCCCUGGCUCGUCAGAUGAUUCCGUUAGAGGAGCUUGUCUUGAAUUUAGAUGCCCUGGAUACGUCAGAAAUGGAACACAUGAAUAUUUUGACCUAGCUACACUAGUUGAAGCCCAUCUGACAACCAGCGAUAAAUCAAAAGCAUGUAAACUUAGAACCCUAACCCAGAUCAAUGGUGUUACACCAAUUACAAAUCCAACACGAGGAGAUACGGGAUUUCGGUUUAGAGCAGUACCAGGCACAAAUUAUGGUCCGAUAUUUGGUGUAUACAUUAGUGAUAAGUCAGCGGACGAGGUGGAACAGUUCUGUAAAAGUGGAACAGAUGCUGGCGCAGUCCUAGAUGGGAAAAUGGAUCCUACAAAAAACGCGGCUGUAGAGUUUGAUUGUUUGUAGAAGUGACAUUAAAAACAUUUAUUUACGGUCGUAGAGUAUCACUUGAUUUAAAUCAAAAUUUAUGCACGUAUAGCUUUAUAUACACAUUUUCUUUCUGAUCCUUUACAGACUAUUUUGAUUUCAAUAAUAUCUAAAAAAAAAUUGUUGUUAUUAAUGCAUUCGUAGUUUUCUAUAUAUGUAUACAUAUUGAUCCUUAGCAGAUUAUUUUAAAUUCCUUGAGUUACACUCUAAUAUUUAUUUUAAUAAACAAAGCAUGACGCUGAACGUUUGAAAAAAAACUGCAAUUUUAAGUAUUUCCUUGUAUUAUUUUAUUUAAAAAAAUUUUUUUUUAUACAUAUUUGCAUGUCGACAAACAUUCUUACUGUUGAUUGUUCUUACACUGUCUUUCAAGGGACAUAUAUGCAAGAAAAAUGAAGCAUGCACAGAACAUUUGAAAUAAACUAACAUUCAACGUAAUGUACUUUUUUUCUUUGUUUAUCAGUCACUAACAUCAAAGGGCAUGCUUACUAUAGAAGUGACCGGUAGCCCCGUUGAACAUGUUCGUGUAUUUUCGUUUAAAGUGGUGUUCCCGUAAUAAAAACAUUAAUUUCCGAAGAAUGUAAUAUCACCU